Molecule: messenger RNA, 2339 nt
Organism: Lampris incognitus (smalleye Pacific opah)
Lineage: Eukaryota; Metazoa; Chordata; Actinopteri; Lampriformes; Lampridae
Gene: ca6
Product: carbonic anhydrase VI
Exons: 10
Coding region: 21-1691 (556 amino acids)
Molecular function (GO): carbonate dehydratase activity; zinc ion binding
Source: RefSeq, a predicted model, not a curated record
GUUUCAACACCUCCUUUCACAUGAGACGGCAGCGAGGGAAGCGCAGAGUCUCUCUACAAGCCGUGCGUACAGGGAGUCCCAUUACAAUGGAGCUCCUCGCCGCUUCUCUCCACCUCCUUCUCAUCACUGUUGCUGUUGCAGAAUUGCCGCACGACGGCAUACACUGGACCUAUAGAGAGGGGGCCUUGGAUCAAGUCCAUUGGCCGAUGAAAUAUCCCGCAUGUGGUGGGAAGAAACAGUCACCUAUUGACAUCCAACGGCGGAACGUCCGCCAUAAUCCUCGCAUGUUGCAGCUGGAGCUGAGUGGAUAUGAUGCCCAGAGAGGGAAUUUCCUCAUGUUCAACAAUGGGCACUCUGUGCAAAUUAACCUGCCUCCCACUAUGGUGAUCACCAAGGGGCUCCCUGGUCGUUACACUGCAGUCCAGAUGCACCUCCAUUGGGGUGGCUGGGACCUGGAGGCCAGUGGGGCAGAGCACACAUUAGACGGCAUCCGUUACAUGGCAGAGCUCCAUGUUGUCCAUUACAAUUCUGGAAAGUACAAGAGCUUUAUUGAAGCCAGAGAUAAACCUGAUGGGCUGGCAGUACUUGCAUUUUUCUAUGAGGAUGGGCAUUUUGAAAACACCUAUUACAGUGAUUUCAUCUCCAACUUGGCCAGAGUCAAGUAUGCAGGUCAGGCAAUAAAUAUAUCCAACAUCAAUGUGCGCUCAAUGCUCCCUGAGAACCUCAACCAUUUCUUCAGAUAUCAGGGCUCCCUCACCACUCCUCCUUGCUAUGAGAGCAUCCUCUGGACUGUAUUCGAUACACCCAUCACUCUCUCCCACAACCAGAUCAGGAAGUUGGAGAGUACCCUGAUGGACAUUGACAACAAGACCCUGUGGAAUGACUACCGGAUGGCGCAGCCACUCAAUGACCGCAUUGUAGAGUCUUCAUUUCUACCACGCCUUGGGAAAGGAACAUUUUGUCGGCAAGAUGAAAUUGAAUCCAAGCUCCUAAGGAUAGAGAGUUUGAUAGCGUCUGUUGGAAAACACAUUCAGUCCGAUGGAAUUCAGGACUCUAGGACCUCCAGGAAUGGACCUCAGGCUUUGUCAAAACUGGUUCUCAACUUCCCAGAGAGGAAUGCAGGCAGCUACGCCCUGGUCCGCCUUGAUCACCCUAUGAAUCUUCACUCCUUCACUGUCUGCAUGCAUGUCCGGCCUCAGCCUGGCGGUAUCCACACUGUCCUCUCCUACUCCAGUGCUGGCAUCGACAAUGAGCUGAUGAUCACCAUUGGUUAUGAAGUGGGGCUCUGGAUCGGCAAUGAAUUUGUCAACCUGCCUCACAAGUUCCAGUCUCAUGACUGGACAAACUACUGCAUCACCUGGUCAUCCCACAAAGGAGAGGCGGAACUCUGGAUCAAUGGUGUGGUAGGGGAGGAGCAGUACCUGAAAGGUGGGUAUUCGCUGAACCCUGGGGGCGUGUUCAUCCUGGGCAAGGACCAGGAUGGCUUUCUGGGCAUCUCUGACUCGGACGCCUUUGUGGGUAAGAUGACCGACGUCAAUGUGUGGGACUAUGUGUUAAGCACGGCGGAGAUUCAUGAACAGAUGUCAUGUGACAGGAACAGCACUGUGAUAGGUAAUGUGCUCAGCUGGGGCGCCUCCCCGCUCAGCCUGUAUGGAGGGGUGCAACUGGAGAAUGAUUACAGGUGUCCCUGAAGACUCCUUAUACCUUCGCUGGUUCUGUGAGCUUUGAAAUGCCAUUAUAUGAUUCAGUGGUUUCAUAGUUGUCGAAUAAUCUAUACCUUAUACUAUCAUGUGUCCUCUUUUAAGACCAAAUGAAAAUCUUACUUUUUUUAGGCUAGAUUUUGGCUCAUUUUUGUCUUAUGCAUUGUUUUUUUCUUGCUGUUUUUCUCUUCAGUUGAAUUACAUCUGCUGUAUUUAUUCUUUUUUUUGUAUUUUCUUUUAAUGUUUGAAGCACUUUUGCUUGUAUGCGACAAGUGCUAUAAGAAUAAAGUUAAAAUAUCAUUACCAAAAUGUCAGUGCUGAUAGUGGUAACAAGACCCUGCUCAUGAAAUUAUUGAUAACAAAUAUCUUUGACACAGCAGUAGUUUUUUGCACAAAAGCAAAUCAACAUUAUCCAUCACAGCGUCAGGCCUGUAUUGCAUUCACAUGUUUGUGUCAUUAAUAAAUAUCUACAAGCACUGUGUUGGUUCAGUUAUUGACUUGAAGACUUAACCUAAGGUUUACUUACUUACUCUAGUUUAUGUUUACUUACAUUUACUUAAGGUGUACUUACUUACUCUAGUGGCAUUAACUGUAGAUUGCAAGUCCAUACAGAGAUGUAUAAUAAUAAUAAAAAAAGGU